Messenger RNA from Misgurnus anguillicaudatus (oriental weatherfish), 4543 nucleotides. RefSeq lists its product as uncharacterized. Gene Ontology annotation, biological process: regulation of DNA-templated transcription. NCBI's taxonomy places the organism in Eukaryota, Metazoa, Chordata, Actinopteri, Cypriniformes, Cobitidae. The record is from RefSeq and is a predicted model, not a curated record. Gene Ontology annotation, molecular function: RNA polymerase II cis-regulatory region sequence-specific DNA binding; DNA-binding transcription factor activity, RNA polymerase II-specific.
GACCCGCCUAUAAAUCCAUAGAGGAAGAAGGGGAAGAGUGACGAACAUCAGCCGCUGUGUGUUUACAUCAGUUUUAUUUUGUGUUUGUUUUGAGAUGAGAUGAGAUGGAUGUGAUGUGCAGUAAAUCAGUAGAAACUGAUGAGGGCUUACAGGAUGAUGAAUCUAUUGAUCAAACCUCCACAGAGUCUCUGGAUUUUGUCUGUAAUGCUGGAGAACAGCAGCAGAUACUGCAGACCAAACUCAAGAUGUGUUCAGUCAAACUCAUCGACUGCAGAGCACUAAUGAUGAAGAUCAAAACCGAACCUACAGAAAUAAGAACCGAACAUACAGAAAUAAAAACGGAACCUACAGAAAUAAAAACUGAACCUACAGAAAUGAAAACUGAACCCACAGAAGAGGAAGAUCCCACUGAUAAAGAUGACAGCUGUGAUGAUUUUGACGACGACGAUCAUGAUUUUAUUCCUUCAGAUGAGAAGAGUGAAUCAUGUUCUGAUGGAGAAACAUCCUCAACUUUAGAGGAGCGACUGACAACACAAACUCUUUCCUGCAUCACCUGUGGAAAGACAUUCAGCUCACAGAGACAUUUAGAGAGACAUGAGAGAAAACACACAGAACAGAAACUUUUCACCAGAUCUGAGAUCAGCUUUACUACCUUACAAGAGAAGAAACUUCAUUCAGAAGAGCACACUGAGAAGAAGAAGAAACUUCAUUCAGAAGAGCACACAGAGAAGAAGAAGAAACUUCAUUCAGAAGAGCACACAGAGAAGAAGAAGAAACUUCAUGCAGAAGAGCACACAGAGAAGAAGAAGAAACUUCAUGCAGUAGAGCACACAGAGAAGAAGAAGAAACUUCAUUCAGAAGAGCACACUGAGGAGAAGAAGAAACAACUUUGUUCAGAAGAGCACACAGAUAAGAAGUCUUCAAAAUUCGUAUCUAAUCUAAAACACCACAUGAGGGAACACCGUGAUAAAAAGUCUUUCUACUGCAGCACCAAGCCCAGUCUUGUUGUUCAUCAGAGAGUUCACACUGGAGAGAAACCUCAUCACUGUAGUGUUUGUGGUAAGAGUUUUAAUCAACAUGCCAAUUUAGUGACACACCAGAGAACUCAUACUGGAGAGAAACCUUACCACUGUAGUGUUUGUGGGAAGAGUUUUAGUCAACAUGGCAGUUUAGUGUCACACCAGAGAACUCAUACAGGUGAAAAACCUUACAAAUGCUCUCAAUGUGAGAAGACUUUUGCUCGGUCAGGUCACUUAAAAUCCCAUCAGAGAGUUCACACUGGAGAGAAACCUUACGUCUGCUCUCAAUGUGGUAAGAGAUUCUCUGAAACAUCUCGUUUGAGACUUCAUCAGAGAGUUCACACCGGAGAGAAACCUCAUUACUGUAAUGUUUGUGGGAAGAGUUUUGAUCAACAUUACAAUUUAGUGAUACACCAGAGAACUCAUACAGGUGAAAGACCUUACAAAUGCUCUCAGUGUGAGAAGACUUUUGCUAAGUCUGGUCACUUCAAAAUCCAUGAGAGAAGUCACACUGGAGUAAAACCUUACGUCUGCUCUCACUGUGGAAAGAGCUUCAAUACUUCAAGUUCUUUUAGAGUCCAUGAGAGAACUCACACUGGAGUGAAACCUUACGUCUGCUCUCAAUGUGGUAAGAGCUUCUCUACUUCAAGUUAUUUUAGAGUCCACGAGAGAGUUCACACUGGAGAGAAACCUCAUCACUGCUUGAUCUGUGGGAAGAGCUUCACUACUUCAACUCAUUUGGUAGUUCAUCAGAGAGUUCACGCUGCAGAAAAUCCUCAUCACUCUAGUGUUUGUGGGAAGAGUUUCGGUCAACAUGGACAUUUGGUGAAACACCAGAAAACUCAUACAGGUUAAAGACUUUACAUAAGACUUGUACUGGGUCAGGUCACUUAAAAGCAGUGUUACUUUUAACUAGGGAUUGGCACGAAUAUUCAAAUUUUUGAAUAUUCGAUCUGCAAUAAUAAUUCGAAUUUAAUAAAUGCUAUUUGAAUGUUUGUUUUGAAUGUGCCACCGAAGGGUUACAACUUAUUUGAUGCUUUUUUAAUUCAUCUAUACUGUCUUUUACAGACUUUAAUGUAAAAUAUACAUGUACAUUUAUUUAUAUGUAUUUCUGAUUGUUUGGCAAUUCAGAAUGCAGACGAAUUUAAGUAUUUAGUUUUAACUCCGGGUUGUCCGUUUUGUCCACCGGCUCACGUGUUAUUUAGGCUGCGUUUACAUUUUGCAUUAACAUACGAUCUCGGUGAUCCGUUCACGCUGAUCCGAUCAUCCGUAUAUCAGGACACGGCGCGUUUACAUUUGUCCACAUCAAAGUGGCUUCUUGUGUUAAAAUGUGUUAAAUGAGACAGAAACAGCCGAUUGACCAGAAAGAAGCGCAACAUUCACAUUGAUUUGUCGCCAUGGAAACUCCAACAUUAUAAAGACGAUCCUGAAUUCUGCCAUUAAAUAUUAAAUCUCACUAUGAAUAGUUGUAACAUAUAACAUAUGCCUGAAUAACGUAAAUACAGUCAGCAGUGUUAAAAUGCUUUUGUAUAUCGAUUUUAGUGGUGGGCGAUACUGCAAAAUUUGGUAUCGAUCCGAUACCAAAUACAUAUAGGGUCAGUAUUGCCGAUUCCGAUACCAAUCCGAUAAUUUUACUUUAAAAAAUACUUUUGUGUAGGGGAGAGCAGUAUGUCAUUAUUUCUGAGGUGAAUGAAUGAUAAAUUCUUUAGGCUUUUUUAAUUAAAGUAUUGAAGUCCACAAAAUUAUUAGUUAUUAGGAACUGUAGAAUUAAUUUGUUACAACCUUUUUUAAAAAAAAAUAAAGAAUAACAAAAUUCUCUCCCUUUUUUCUGGUUUUAAAAGCAAAUGAAAUAAAGUGCAGACAAUUAUUACUUUUUACACAUAUCAAGUUACAGUAUUAUUAUUUAGAGCCGUAAAAUAGCUCCACACAACGCUUCUCUUCCUCUCGGCCAUCCUGAUCUCUCACUCGGUUCGCUGCUCCUCGGCGCGUUGUGUCAGUGAGUCACGUGACGACACAACAACGAAUCACAGCAGAGCAGAAGGAGGGGGAGGAGUAGCAAAGUGGGCCAGGAUGUGAAAGAAGCGUUUGCUCAGGAUUGUAGAGGUAGAAGACACGAGCAAAGUAUAAUUAACGUAGAGGAGAGAUAUUUAAAUUGAAGUAUCGAUUCAAUUGCAAUUGUAACGAUCUGAUACCAAUACCAGUGUUGGCAUCGAUACUAUCGAUAUUUAGAUCGAUCCGCCCACCCCUAAUCGAUUUAUUAAGAUACUUUUAAGCGUAGCUAGCAUUGCUCCACAAAUAUGAAUUUAUGCGUCUCUCACCUGCGCUCCAUGACCUAACGUCCUUUAUUUUUGACAGCUGUCAGUGAGAGGAGAUGAUAGUGGGCGGGGUUUUGUGUGACGUUGACCUGUAAAUGCAGAUACGAUGGCUGGAUUGCGUUUACAUUACACUGAGAUCCGAUCACAAAGCCUCCUCGACUACCUCUGCAUCAGGACACACAGAUCGGAUAACAUUCCGAUCACAGACGCGUUUACACUUGUCUUUUCAAUGUGUAUGUGGACAACAUCCGGAUACAGGUCGCAUGUUAAUGCCAAGUGUAAACGCAGCCUUAGACGUGCUUCGCCGCGGCCCGCAUCAGCGCAUCAUGAGAGGUUUGUAAGCUUCCUGCUAUAUAGUCUACUUAAUUUUGUUAAUAACGAGACAGACACAGAGAACGAAAUGAAACGGAGAACAUUUAUUAUAUGUGGUGCUCUUUCGAAAAUGAACUGGAUAACUGAACAUGGCUGUUUAAAAGCAGACAAUAUAGCCCGUCUUUGUGUUGUUAAAUUAAGCUCGUAACUUUGCACAGUCAGCAAUAAGGUAUCAAGCCAGCUUACGUUAUUUGUAAAAUAAUGUUAAAUUCAGAUAUUCUUGUUAGAUCCGUCUGUUGUUUUUACCGGAUAACCACCGCAGAGCAGAGUUUUCUUUGCAGCCCAGCAUUAUUGUAGUCAGAAGAACAGGCUUUCACCGGAGCAGGUAGAUUUGGUUGUCUUUCUUCACAAAAACAUGCCAAACUAAACAGAGAAGAUAUUCAUAUGCCAGCCGAGCAGUCUGUUAUGUAGUUUAUGUUUUUUCGUUCGCUCCGGUGUUGUGUGAAAUUCUGUCCCCGUGAAAAACUGUCCCAAUGGGUGGAGCACACAUGCAUAUUCAUGAGGUUGCUUCACGAGAUGGGCGCGGAUUUUGUACUGCGAGCGAUCGCAUGGAAUGGUCAUUAUUUUUGUUUCAACUCUUGUUUGAUGGAUUAGUUCUCUAAGGUAAUGAAGCCGAAUUGUCAUACGUUCCAUUUAGCAUGGAUUAAAGUGAAAAAAAUUCUUCUGACUGAAAUUUUUUUCAGGCCACGUCAUAUUCCUUGUAAAUAGGCGACACCAAUAGCAUUCUAAGGGGAGAUGUUUUUUUGCCAUUAAUGCCAUAUUGAAGUCUACUGUGGCAUUUAUAGGGUUGCCAACUGUCACUAUGAAAUGCAGCAGCGGUGCGAGUAUGUUUUUUUG